Molecule: messenger RNA, 6481 nt
Organism: Penaeus vannamei (Pacific white shrimp)
Lineage: Eukaryota; Metazoa; Arthropoda; Malacostraca; Decapoda; Penaeidae
Source: RefSeq, a predicted model, not a curated record
CUCUCUCUCUCUCUCUCUCUCUCUCUCUCUCUCUCUCUCUCUCUCUCUCUCUCUCAUUCCCUCACGCACCGACGAGAAACUCUAAAGCAGAAUCCUUCAGGAUCUGCUCGGGUAGUGCCCAAGAGUGCCAACCCAGAGUGCCAACCCAGCGUAUCCUCGUGCCCACAGAGAGUGAACAGUGAGUGACACAACCCCGUGUGAUCUCGCGUCUCCCCGUCGCACUUGUCAGAAAAAAAAGUCAGAGAGAGAAAAGAAAAAAACAAAAAAACGUGUUUCGACGUGUUUUGAUCAGCUGUUCGGCGGCCAGAUCGCUCAGAAAACGCGAUCCGCCGUAACACGUGUGUGCUCCGCGGUUCCCGGCGUCUCGAGGAAAAAAAUGCCAUGCAAAUAAGCGAUUUCAUUUCCAUGAUGUAGAAACCUGUAGAAGUAGAAUUAGUGCAUGUGUAGUGUGAAGAAAAGAGAAAGAAAGAAAGAAAAAAAGAGAAAGCACCUGCGAGCCUUUGUUAGUGCUAGCUGCAUUGUGCCAUUGAGUGCCAGUGCCGUAGAGCGUCCGGAGAUCGACGCAGUGGCCCUGGCAUCCCCUCCGGACCCCAUGGCCGACCCGCACUCUCAGGUUCUCUCCAAAGAGCCUAAGAAUGGUUCUACAGACACCAACUUGACGACUACGACUAAUGUACAAAAAAGAGAUAACCCAUCAUCCCCUUUGGCAGAGAUGAGUGGUCGUCGGUGUCGUGUAGUGUUCAGCUAUGCACCACAACACGACGACGAGUUACCGCUUUGUGUUGGCCAGACGAUCGAGGUAUUGCAAGAGGUGGAGGAGGGCUGGUGGAAGGGCGUGCUAGACGGACAGGUUGGAAUGUUUCCAUCAAAUUUUGUUGAAAGUCUUGAGGAAAGUGAAGGUGAUUCCAAGCAGCCUGAGUCAAGCUCCCUUGAAAAUAUUAACAAUCAGCUCAACAUUAACGGUGAAGAAAAAGAGAUUAAACCUAAACCAAUCCAAGGGAUGGGGUAUGGGGUCAAGCUAACUGACCUCAAGAAGGACACAGGGACAAAGAAGGACACUGACGGACCCACCAGCAAUGGAUCGCCCAAGAUCCUAGGGUCCUCGGGAUCCUCAGCCUUCCAGCCUGUCAGCAAGAACAAAGAACCCCCAAAAGAAAAUGGUCAAGUAAAGGACUUCAGAGAUCUACCUCACCGACUACCUCCUGCUCUUGAACCUAAAGGCGAUAAAAUCACCAGCAAAGUGGAUAAAACACGGAUCAACUCUGCAGAUAAGGAGCGCAUCAAUUCCAUAGAAAAAGACCGGAUCACGAUAACCAUUGGAGAAGAAAAAAGCAAAGGUGACACUGCAAACAGAAGGGAUGACCGACUUCCUCUACCCAGCACAUCACCACCACAGAUAUCACCUCCUCAGCUACCUCCUAAACCUGUGCGGGAACUUGCCCGAGUCAUGUUCCCCUACACAGCUGAGCACGAGGAUGAGCUAGAGUUGAAAGAAGGAGACGUCAUUAUUAUUUUGUGCAAGGAGCUUGAGGAUAAGGGUUGGUGGCGAGGAGAACUGAACGGCCAAGUUGGUGUCUUCCCAGAUAAUUUUGUAGAGCUUAUUUCCCCAGAAGAAACGGCUAAACCACCAAGACCGGAAAAACCAUCGACUGUUAUAGGCAAAAAGGGAUCUCCAACCAGUUCAACAGACACGACGCCAACAAGCACUCUAAACAAAGCAGAUAAGGAACCUCCCCCUCCAUUGCCUGAGAAAAAAGUGCAACCGCCACCACCCCCAGAAAAGAAGCCGCUGCCCCAUCCAUCUUUGCAUUCGUCUGAUGCCCAUGACGGAAGUUGUUCCUCAAAGGACGCAUCAGAUUUAAUGAUGUCUAAAGGGUCGAAGAAGAAAUCUGAAGUCAGAGAGGACCUGAGCCUAACGCUGGAUACAAAUGGAGAGCCCCUGAAGCACGUGACACACCUGAGGCCCAAAGGUCCUUCGCGGAGACGGCCUCCCUCGGGGGUGUUCAAGGAAAAUAUGAAAAUCAGCGCUGACUCUGAUACCCACCUCCCUCCCACACCUGAAGACGACCUCGAUAACGACUCAAGUCACCAGCUAAACGGGCAUGUAAGCAACUCUGAACUUCCACGCAGCCCGAGUGUUCCUGCCAUCUCACCUACACCACAGAAACCCACUAUGCGCUCAGAUGUUGCACCUCCUCAGGCUGACUCUGGAAGCACAGUCCCAUGGCUACAAGAGCUACAUUUGAAACAGAAGAAGAGACUCUCAGGUAUCAUUGUAGAUGGAGAAGCCUCAGCUGCUCCACCACCUGUAAUCUCUCCAAAGCCAGCUGUCUUGCCUCAUAAAAUGGAAGACAAGCCCAAGCCCCCUCGGCCAUCACUACCAAUGAACGAAGCCAUCAACUCCAGUGUCAAGAGACCUGUAGAGCCUCGCCUUCCCACACCCGACUAUGACAGCAAGGUCCCCAUCACCAAGAGCAAGCCUCUGCCACAGACGCCGUUAUCCAGCCAGAGCAUACAGCCAGAGAAGAGACUUGGCUUGGUCACAGAUCAGCGAGCUUCAGGUCCAGCCAGUGAGGCGAAGAAGUCUAGCAAAGAGAUUAAAAAGGGACACACUGCACCAAGUGCUGCUGAGGCUCCAAGUAAUUUAGAAGAGAAGAUUGAUGCUUUGUAUAAGGAUCUAAUACCAAAGAUAAAACUAAUUGAAGAGCGCAUGGAGGAGCAGAAGAAGGAACAUUCUCGGAAAAUGCAGAUGUUGAUGAGUGACCUAGAUGAGGAACGCAAGAAACGAGCUUGCAUGGAAGUGGAAAUUGAGCGAUUAAAAAAGCUCAUCAAUGCAUAUGCUCAAGUGUAAGAUUUAUUUCAAAUCCUGGUCAUAAAGGAUGAGGAUAGGUGUCUUUCAGGUUUAUGAUGAAAUAUCAGCAUUGAAAGUUUUGCAGGACCAUGUAGAAAGUAAGAAUCUUGAAGCAUCCUCACCGGAAAGUGUGAGAUACUGUAUGAAGUACCAUGAGAGAUGUGACCUUCUUUGUGAUCCAAAGGUCUUCCUUAAAAGUCAGGUGGAUGUCCAGUAUCUCUGUCUUUUUUCUCUUUUUCUACUGUUGAUAUAGAAUAAAACCAGUAUACAGAGAGUUUGAGCUGUGUGUGUGGUAAGCAAGAUAUGAACAUCAUUUCAGCCAUAGAGGAUGGUUAAUGUGUGUUCAUAAACAUGUAUUCAGUAAUGGAAACCAUUAAUAUCUGUUGAUAAAAGGAAUGGGUAACAUGUGGUAGGUUUUAGUAGUGUCUUUUGUGUAUAAUAUGUGAAGAAUGCAUGUGCUUUGAUAAGGGCAGGAUUUCUGUACGAAAGAGAAUGCAGUAGGGAAAAGUGAUGUUAGACUGUCAUUGAAUGAUUUUGAUAUAGAAAUAUACUGUAACAGUCCACUAUAGGGUAAUAUUUGUUAUACAAAUAUGACUGCUUUUCAACAUCACAUUUCUCUCAUGGUGCCAAAAAUUACCAUGUGUUGGUGCUGUGUAGAACACAUCCUAAAGUAUAGAGGCUGAAACUGACAGAAAUUCCAGUUUAUGGACGAGAGAGAGAGAAAGGAAUGCAAAGAAUAUUUCAAGUGUAAGGGAAAUACAGCUUCAACUUUCAAAAGAUACACCUUUAUCUACAGCAUAAACAAGACCAAACGAAGGUACCACCCAGAAGAAAAUAAUUUAUCAACUACAGCUUAGAUGAUGCAAGCAUUUUUAAUUCAAGGAUCACUUUUUAUCUUGUAUCCAUGAGUAUGUUAGUGUAUAUCUGUGUAUAUAAAAGAUGUGGAAUCUAAUAUGAUUUUGCAUAUGUACCAUAACCAUGUGUGAGUGCAUAAAGUCAUACAUAGAACACAAACAAAACCCUGUGUAUAUGUAUGUGUGUGCUUACAUGUUUUAUAAUUUCAUACUAUCAGUUUUAAAAUUGAGAUCAUAUCAAGAUAUACUGUAACAAUCUUCAGAGCAUAAUGUUCAUACUAGACAUAAAAACAAACCUCCAUCAUUGGUUACCAGUAAAUUAAUGCAAAAUGUGGUGAUGAAACUCCAGAUUAAGUUAUUGGAUGUAAUAUAGUACAAUAUCUGUGUAAUUUAAAUAUGUAUAUGAACAGGGAUUUUGCAAUAAGAGUUGAGGUAAGAUCUAUUGUAGAUGACUUGCCUUGAUAUAUAUUUAGUGCAUUCAGUCCAUAGAACUUGGAUUCGUUUUAGGAUGACGUUGAAUGUAUAAAUGCCCGUUAGUGAUACCUUACAUGGUUGUGGGCCCUCUGGUCAACGCAAGGAAACUGUUGUACAUUUUUAAAAACUAGAAUCAUCUGAUGGUACUUGAGUUUUAUAUGGCUUUAUGCACAGAAAUUGUGCAUGGAUUGCAGUACUUAAGGAUAUUGGCAAUUGUUACAAGUAAAAAGCAAGGGCUUCACUCCUGCCACUUACAUCAUUUUGUACAGAUGUUCCAAAAUGCCAUAUCAUGUGACAUUCUUUUGUAGUAUUUUUGUAUACCUUCUUUUUGGAAACAUUCCUUCUGCAUUGUAUUGAUUGGAAGUGAAGCAGACAAACUAGCAUUGUGCUGGUCCUAUCUAGGGCUAGUGUAAAGUGUAUGUCCAUAUUUUCCCUUCUAGUAUUCUACCUAUACAUUUUCAGUUAGAUUUCUUUGUGUAUAUUCACGUGUAUGUAGUGUAUAUGUUCAUAUACAUCCAUGGAUAUGUAUAUACAAGCGUGUAUGUUUGUGUGUGUGUACACAUGAUCAUGCACACACACACCUACGCCCAAAACACGCCAACACACACACACACACACACAUCCACGCACACAUGCCCACAAAUUUAUAAAUAUGUAUAUAUGUAUGUGUAUACAUAUAUGUAUAUGAGUGUGUGCAUAGACAUACACCUUAGUAGACACUGAUUGUAUGUAUGUAAGUAUGUUUAUAUGUAUGAGCAAUUUAGUCCUUGUUUAAGAAAUAUUAUUAUAGGAAGUUUAUAUUUAUUUACUAUAGAAUGCAUUACAUUAUGUCAGUAUGUCUUGUGCCAUCAUGUGUGGCCCAGAGUGCUUUGUGCCAUGAAACAAAAUCUUUUGCUACAACUUGACUUGGUCUUUAGUCUGUGCUUUGAGAUAAGUAUUAAAUGCCACAUGGAUUUUUUUUUUUCUUUUUUUUUUUUUUUUUUUUUUUUUUUUUCUUUUUUUUUUUAUACCAAGGUUAUCAAAAAUGAAGAACAUCAGCAGGAAUAUAUUUGGGACGUAAUGUAUAAGGAUAAAGCAAUGGCUUAUCCAAACCUUGGAAGUAGUUGAUUGAUAGUUCUUUAAGAAGUGUUCAAUGAAAUAAAAAUGAUUCGGGUCGCAAAAGAGCGAAGAGAAAUUUCCGGCUAAAUACGCAUAGUAAAAGUACCGGUCAAGAACCCCUGUGUCUAGCAUAGCUUUCCUUAGAAAUUCUCUGCUUCAUCUCCAUCUGUCAUGUCAAGUGAGGAUGGCAUCAGACAUGUAAUUACGUGCCUCUGUAUGCAGUUCAUGUGGAACUAGUUUUCUUUUUGUUUGAGAAAAGAAAAGAAAGGCUUCAUAUAGCUGCAGAAGUUCAAAAAAGAAAAAAGAAAAAAAAAAGAAUUUGGUGUAUAUAUGACUUGUAUAUUUUACUUUAAUAACAUGUGCUUCAAAGAACAUAACACGAAGGUGAUUUCACAUUGGUUUAAUAAUGAACAGCAACUAGAUGCAUUCACAUCAUAAGAGCUUUCAGCUAGUUGAUACUCCAUUUCAGACUUUCAUUUUAUCUAGUGAUAGUUAUGUGGGUGAAAGGUUGAAAAAUAUUAGGGCCACAUCAUUUAAUUCCAAGGAUAAUACAGGUAUACAUAAUAAAUAAUGGUAGUACAAGUGAUUAUUCAUUCCUAAAUAUGGCUACAUUGAAGUCUGUACUUAACAAGGAAAUACGCCCUGUAUUUCUACACCAUAUGUCAUAAUAAUGUAGAAACAGGUCAGUAAUUUUGAAGAAAAAAAAUUGAUUAUAUUGUAUGUGUAUUGUAUAGCAAGAUAUGAUGGUUUUUCUUCUGUCUCUAUAUAUUUCAGCUUUUAAUCUCCACAUUUCUAUUCCAAUAUACUGCUAUCAUUGAAAGAUUUUUAUAGUUUUCAAUUUCAUAAAUUGUAGAUUCACAGGUAUUCUAGUCAAGUAACUUCAAAAUCAUAAGGUCUUCUGAACAUCAAAUGUUGAGUAAAUAAAUAGGAUGUGAUCCACGCAUUGUCAUUCAGUACAUCAAUAUUUUUGUUUAUGAUCUAAAGUAUAUUGGAAUAAUUUUUUUACAUCACUUUCAUGCUACCAAAUAUGUUUGGUUAAGAAAUAUCAUUGAAUGACCAUGUCUACUGCAUACUGUAAAUCCUUUAUAUAUUUUUAAUAAUCCUAACAUUGAUUGUAUCAAACAUCCUUGUAUUUUCUUGCACAAUCAUAAUUUCUAUUUUAUUUAACACUAGUCAGUGAGUAAAUAAAGAAUAAGCAUAAACA